This is a messenger RNA of Perkinsus marinus ATCC 50983, 728 nucleotides long. RefSeq lists its product as hypothetical. The coding region runs from base 11 to 589 and encodes 192 amino acids. NCBI's taxonomy places the organism in Eukaryota, Perkinsozoa, Perkinsida, Perkinsidae. The transcript has 7 exons. The record is from RefSeq and is a predicted model, not a curated record.
CUACCUCCAAAUGUUGACUCUUCCAAGGAGACCGCUCGCCCAGAAGCUCUUCAGGCCCGUCGGUGCUCGCCUAUUCAGCAUCUACGAAGGUCAAACCGUACAGGAGUCUGAACUGAUACCACAGGAGGAUGAUUGGGUCAUUGAAGAGACCAACUUCUGUUUGGGAAGGAACUGCUACGUGCGCUUUCGUGAGGAGGACGACCUAGCCAGGCGUGCUCUGCACCAGAUGGACUCCCAGCUGAAUAAGAUGCAUACUAGGCUCAGAGAUGGUACUGUCAUUCCUUAUAUGUCCUUCCAUCCGGAUGAAAUGGUCGACAGACCUGCGCCAAUUCAUACCUUCUCUGAGAAACCGUUAUUGAAGUGGACGUGGGAUGAGACUUACGAGGAGGCGUAUGACGAUCCCGAGGCCCCAUCCUACAAACGAGUACCCUAUCCAGGAGAUGCUCAGACCGAAGCCCCCGAGGAGGUGGAGGAACCUCUGAAGAAGCUGAAGGCUGCUAAAGUGGUGGUAGAGACCGAGCCAUCUCCUCCUGAUGCCGAGACCACGUCGUCGAAAGAGAAGGGUAAGACUAAGAAGGGGAAGAAGUAAGGAUGCGUCCAGCUCCGGCGAAUAUUGAUACUAUUGCCCCUCGUACAUCCAGAGGCGGUUGCCCUGGACAUUUGGUGUGGAGACCAUCGACCUUCUUCGCUGAACCAUGGUGGCUGAAAGAAAUGACCCAUUUUGUUUU